Molecule: messenger RNA, 2603 nt
Organism: Vigna unguiculata (cowpea)
Lineage: Eukaryota; Viridiplantae; Streptophyta; Magnoliopsida; Fabales; Fabaceae
Biological process (GO): DNA integration
Molecular function (GO): nucleic acid binding
Source: RefSeq, a predicted model, not a curated record
AUCAUGUCACGCAUCUUCAGUACUGCAUUGUGCUGCUACUGCAACGGCAAUCAUGACUGCAAUCAUAACCUUAAUUUAGAACCUUGAUGAAUAAUUUUCACAGGGACCUAUAUUGUCAAUUUCACUAUUCUAUUAUCAUAGACAAAAGCUGAGGCUGACAUGAGGAGGAAAAGGUUCACAGGAAGAAAUUCAUGAUGGAAGGGUAAAGUUAAAUUACUGUCCAAUCAUCAAACUGCUGAAGUGAAAAUUACAUUGGAUUGAACUGAACCUACGAUUCAAAAUUGACCUGGGUUUUGAACUGAUGUGGGAAGGCCAAUAGAAAACCUUGCUGCAGCCGUCAACCCCCUCUGCUAGGGUUCCGCCCCCGCUGUUACGUGAGCCAGAAAGUUUCGUUACUCCAUCCCUAUAGUGCAUCCUUGGAGCUGCCGUGCUCGUGGUCACAUAGUAGAGGUCUUCGCUAAGUUUUCCAGUGGACUAUGGCACCUCCUCGUAGGAAUUCGCAAUCAUCCCAGGGAGACGUACCUGAUAUCGCCAGAGCCAUAGAGGCGAUGGUAGCAGCUAUGACGCAGCAGAGUGCUGCGAUGAUGCAGCAGCAUGAGGCAUCUAUGCAGCGGCAGGCGGCGUCGCUAGAGCAGCAGCAGGCAGUGAUACAGCAGAUGGAGGCUGCGAGGAUAGCUGCCGAGGAUGCUCAUCGGCAGCAUAUGGAGGCCCUUCGCCAGUUGGAGGAGAACAGGGCGACUGCCCCUGUGUUUGGUCCUGAACCACGACCUGCAGUUAGGGAGUGGAGCCUGGAGGACUUUCUGAAACACCACCCGGCGAAGUUUGACGGGAAGACCAGUCCUGACGCCGUAGACCAAUGGCUGAAGGACCUGGAGCGCAUCUAUGAUGCGAAGAUGUGCCCUGCAGAGAACAGGUUGGCGUUCUCUGUGUACAUGCUCACGGGGGAGGUGGAGCAUUGGUGGAGCAGCACCAGAUCCAUCCUGGAGGAGAGGGAUGAGCCCGUGUCAUGGGAGAUUUUCAGGGAGAGAUUCCUAUCGGAGUACUUUCCUGAUAGUAUCCGGUACGCCAAGGAGGUGGAAUUCCUCCAGUUGACCCAGGGAGGGAAGACAGUGGCAGAGUAUGCUGAGAGGUUCAAACACCUCAGCCGUUUCUACACCCUACCACUCGAUGAGGAGUGGCGAUGCAGGAAGUUUGAGAACGGGCUCCGCGGUGACAUUCGCUUGAUGGUGGCACCCUUGUCCAUCAAGGACUUUGCUGCUCUGGUAGAGAAGGCCAGAGUAAUGGAGAAGAUGAAGCGUGAGGUGGAAGGUCAGCGCCCACAGCAGCCACAGCCGCCUCAGAGGAUCAGUGGACCAUCCGGGUCCAGGCCCAGACAUGAGGAGCGGAGGAGACCAUAUGAUAGACCACACCAUCAGCCUCAAGAGUCUAGGAGCUUUCCUCCGCAGCAGGGCCGAGUUCGGUGCUACUCAUGUGGAGGACCCCACCCGAGGCACGCCUAUCCACGUAGGGAGGGUUACCGUAGAUGCAACAACUAUGGCAAGGAAGGCCACUUUGGGAGAGAUUGCCCCAACCUUGCUAGGGCAGCGACACGCCCUCCAGUUCAGGCACCCCAGCAGCAUCAGGGGAGAGACAGAGGCAACAGGCCUCAGGCGACGGGCAGAGUCUAUGCUAUGACAGGAGCAGAGGCGACUGGUUCAGGUAACUUGGUUAUGGGUUGCUGCUUGAUAGCUGGUGUAUCUUGUUGUGUGUUAUAUGACUCUGGAGCGACGCACUCCUUUGUGUCAGAUAGUUGUGUGAAACGUCUGGGUUUGCCAGUAAGCGAGCUACAGUGCGAGCUCGCGGUGUCUACUCCGGCGUCGGGAUUGGUCACGACGUCGUCUUUGUGUGCUCGAUGUCCAGUGGAGGUAGAGGGACGCAGGUACAAGGUGAAUCUAAUCUGCUUGCCUCUGCAAGACUUAGAAGUGAUCUUAGGGAUGGAUUGGCUCUCUGCCAGUCGCGUCCUUAUAGACUGCCGGGAGAAGAGGUUGUUGUUUCCCGAUUCAGAGGAUCUUGAGUUAGUGUCCCCCCAGGGGGCGGUGAGGGAGAUUCAGAGUGGCGCGCAGUGCUUCAUAAUCUUCGCUCGUAUGGAGGUGGGAGAGAGAGAGAGACCAUCAGUCAUACCUGUGGUACAUGAGUUUGAAGACGUGUUUCCAGAUGAAGUACCAGGGUUGCCUCCCAGUAGAGAAGUGGAGUUCUCUAUUGACCUGGUACCAGGGACGGGUCCGGUAUCAAUGACUCCGUAUCGUAUGGCUCCGGCAGAGUUGGUGGAGCUCAAGAAACAGAUAGAAGAUCUGAUGGAGAAACAAGAGAGGCAGUUGUUGGAUGCUAGUCUAAACAGAGUUAGGGAACAACUUGGAUCAGAGGAAGCCAGAGACUUUGCUAUAAGUGAUGACGGCAUACUGAGGUUUCGAGGCAGAAAGGCGAAGGUGGAGCAUCAGCGACCCGGUGGCGUUCUACAGUCGUUGGAGACGCUGCAGAGUGCUAUGGGUAGCAAGCUCACCAUGAGUUCAGCGUAUCACCCUCAGACAGAUGGCCAGUCUGAAAGGACGAUCCAAUCGUUAUAG